AUGCAUUUCUAGACUAUCAUGGAAGAAGGUAUAUAAGAAUCUUCAUAUCAAUAACUCUAAUAAUAAGGUAUUAAUUGAAAUCUUAACCUGAUAGUUAAUGAAACAAAGGCGCAAAAAGCUUUAUCUGAGAUAAAAAGUUUAGAACGUAUAUGGCUUAGUUGGAUGACUCAACAAUAGACAGGAUAAAGUUAAACAGAAGAAAUGAUAAGGAAAAACGAUUCUAUUGAUGUGGAAUGUACUUAGGAAACUAAUGUAUCGAUUGUUAAACAAUAUCAUAGUCUGUUGACAAGAAUACUUUACUUAAAAAGUUUUUUGAAACAUUAAAAUAGAGAAUGAUUGAUGAGAAGAUAUAUAGUACAUUCACUCAAAUUCAAACAACUCAAUUUUUUGAGGAAGUCACAACCUAAAUUUAAAACAAAAUAAAACUCUAUGAAGACAUAUAGAAACUUAAAUUGUUAUCCAACUACCCAAGUAUAACCUAUUAAUAUUCAUUUUUUAGCUAAUACAAAAAGGACUUAUUCUAAAUCAGCAAAUAUGAUACUUAAGAAAUGGUUAAUUGAAAACUACAACAAUCCGUAUCCAAAGCAAUAAUAGGUGGAUUUAUUAGUUAAAUAAACAAAUCUCACCAACAAAUAAGUAAAUAUGAAUCCUCUAUUUUAUAUAGGUUUUAAAUUGGUUUAUAAAUGCCAGAAACAGCUUAAAAAAUAAAUCUUCUUAGGAAAAGAAGUUUAAACAUGUUGUUGAAACUAAAUUUAAAGAGCUUGCUCUCUAAAAAAAAAGGAAAUAAGAAUAAAGUAUUUGA
Messenger RNA from Paramecium sonneborni, 802 nucleotides. The record is from the annotation of a GenBank genome assembly. NCBI's taxonomy places the organism in Eukaryota, Ciliophora, Oligohymenophorea, Peniculida, Parameciidae.